AAUAUUACAACCGGAAGUUAUCCUGCUUUCAUUUUCUUAAAACUUGACGAGUCACCGGCGCGGAGUGAAGUCUCUCAUUUUCAACAUGCCUGUCAGUGAUCCUAACAAAAUUUCUAAAGUUGUUGUCCAUCCUUUAGUUCUCCUCAGUGUUGUUGAUCAUUUCAACCGCAUGGGAAAGGUUGGGAACGCAAAGAGAGUGGUCGGUGUAUUAUUAGGAGCAAAUCGACAAGGAGUUCUUGACGUUUCAAAUAGCUUUGCAGUUCCCUUUGAUGAAGAUGACAAAGAUAAGACCGUUUGGUUUUUGGAUCAUGAUUACCUGGAAAAUAUGUAUGGCAUGUUCAAAAAAGUAAAUGCUCGAGAGAGAAUCGUAGGAUGGUAUCACACAGGACCAAAGCUUCACCAAAAUGAUGUUGCUGUCAAUGAACUUUUGAGACGAUACUGUCCUAAUUCAGUAUUGGUGGUCAUUGAUGCCAAACCAAAAGACCUAGGUCUACCCACUGAGGCCUACGUAGCAGUGGAGGAAGUCCAUGAUGAUGGGACCCCCACCACUAAAACAUUUGACCAUGUCCCCAGUGAGAUUGGUGCUGAAGAGGCAGAGGAAGUAGGAGUGGAGCAUCUGUUAAGAGACAUCAAAGAUACAACAGUUGGAUCUCUUUCACAAAGAGUUACAAACCAGCUGAUGGGUUUGAAAGGACUCCACGCUCAUGUCAACGACAUCAACGGCUACCUUCAGAAAGUGUCGUCUAAGCAACUCCCCGUCAACCACCAGAUUAUCUACCAGCUACAAGACGUGUUCAACCUUCUUCCUGAUGUUAAUCUACAAGACUUUGUCAAAUCAGUGUAUGUCAAAACAAAUGAUCAAAUGUUAGUGGUGUACCUGGCCUCUCUGAUUCGCUCCAUUAUUGCUCUACAUAAUCUCAUCAGUAACAAGAUUCAAAACAGAGAUGCAGAGAAAAAUGAAGGAAAAGACUUAAUCAAAGAAAAGAAAAAAGAAGUCAAAGAAUCAGAAAAGAAAGAUGGAGAAAAGGAAUCGGACAAAAAAGAGACUGCAAAAGCUACCAAGAAGUAGUCAAAAUGGAGGGAGACGAGUCUCGAUGUUUAUUCAAUUUUUUGUGGUAGACACGACUGUUUCCAGUUGACAGUUGUGUGAUUUUUGAAAGAUCAGGGCAAGAAGUGAUGAAGAUUUUGACUCUUUUUGAAUACCUUCCAACACUUCGUGAACUUGGCCAUAUUAUAAAAAAUAAUAAAAUUACAUUGCACCCAAUCUUCAAGUUAUGGAUCCAAAAUACUUUGAUGGAUGAUACCAAUACAACAUAACAAUGAGUAUCUGCAGAUUCAUGUAGAAGUCUGUACAUGUAAUAAAAUGACUGGUCUAUACAU
Messenger RNA from Ostrea edulis (European flat oyster), 1380 nucleotides. RefSeq names its product 26S proteasome non-ATPase regulatory subunit 7-like. Gene Ontology annotation, cellular component: proteasome complex; proteasome regulatory particle. NCBI's taxonomy places the organism in Eukaryota, Metazoa, Mollusca, Bivalvia, Ostreida, Ostreidae. Gene Ontology annotation, molecular function: protein binding; metallopeptidase activity. Gene Ontology annotation, biological process: proteasome-mediated ubiquitin-dependent protein catabolic process. Bases 86 to 1069 code for a protein of 327 amino acids. The transcript has 6 exons. The record is from RefSeq and is a predicted model, not a curated record.